Chiloscyllium plagiosum (whitespotted bambooshark) is the source of this 2939-nucleotide messenger RNA. The record is from RefSeq and is a predicted model, not a curated record. NCBI's taxonomy places the organism in Eukaryota, Metazoa, Chordata, Chondrichthyes, Orectolobiformes, Hemiscylliidae.
UUGCAGAGCCUUCUAAAGCAGGACAUACACCUGUCAGUAAUGGUGGAAUGGAUUCUGCGCUCGUUGGAGGUGUCAUAGCUGCGGUGAUAUUUGUGGUUAUCUGCCUCCUUGUGGUUUUGAUCCGAUACCUCUACAGGCACAAAGGCACAUAUCACACCAACGAAGCCAAAGGAACAGAAUUUGCAGAGAAUGCAGAUGCUGCUUUGAAAAAUGACCCCAACUUCCAAGAUGCAGUGGACGAAAGCAAAAAAGAGUACUUCAUCUGAUGACUGGUGUCCCUGUUCGAUAUCGGGCAAUCGUUAACACUACAACCAGGACUCUUUGUUCAGAUCAAUCCCAGUGAGGCAAAAAAUAACAAGCGGACAAAUUAAUUUUUAACUCCUCACCACCAUUCUGGGAGAAAGUCACAAGUUGCUGUUUUAUUUACUAGUAAGGCAGCACAUUCUCAGAAAAAACAACUUUAAACAUCGCUAUUAUUUUCCUAUAUUGUAUUUCUAAAGUACUGUUAAAGUGCCAGCAUACGAAUAUUGUGCUCGUGUAAACCAUUACAUUUAACAACCUGCGCUGUGGAAACAAGCCAAAAUAUCUAUGUAUAAAGCCACUAACAAAUUACCCUUUUUUUGCACCUCCAGUUUUGUAUCAAGAGCCACAUACAAUGCGGCUGCAAUACAUAACCUUUUUAAAAUGUCAUUAUUAAUUAAUGCUUUUAAUUUGCUUUCUGCACUUGGACCAGUUGUAUCCCAAAAAAUUGUAUGACCAUGCAUAUUUACCAAAAAUAGACCUCUGGUUCAAGGGAAGCAUGUACUGUCAGCUGUGAUACUUAAUGAUGCAGACCUGAUCAAAGGACCAAGGUUUCUUUACAGAAUCCAGGCUGAGAGAAUUAUAAGCACCAAGAACAGUCACUAGAUGACCCUCCUUUGGUCCAUUUACACAACAAAGGAGGGGUAAUAUCAACUUCCUCUGAUAAAUAUACUUUUAAACCCCACGUUAAGUGCACUUAUAUCAAUAUAUUGUGAAGAUACAAAGUUUUAAGUAUUUCUGAGAUGUCCUACAGAUGAUAUUUUAGAAAAUAAAGCUUUCAUUGCUCACUAACUCAUUGUGUGAAGAACAGCCAUUUAACCCAGACAGACUUAUGGGUAAAGAUUCAUUUGGAGAAAACUGACAUUUCAGGAGAGUCGAGAGUGUGGUGCUGGAAAGACACAUCAGGUCAGGUAGCAUCUGAGGAAUGGGAGAAUCGACAUUUCGGGCAUAAGCCCUUCAUUAGGAAUUAUUCCUGAUGCCAAAACUGUUGAUUCGUCUGCACCUCAGAUGCUGCCUGACCUCCUGUGUCUUUCCAGCAUCGCACUCUCGACUCUAAUCUCCAGCACCUGCAGUCCUCACUUUCUCCUUUUUAAAGGAGAAAGGAGGAAUGGACUACCCUCUGACCUCUCGUGUGCUCUUAAAACUUAUUAUAAUGACAGAAUCGUUGUUUGGUAAUGUAGAGCUUGUGUAUUGCUUUAGAAAAAGAAACCUGCUGUCAUUGUCUUGUGAUUCUGUCCUCACAGGUGCAAGAACGCCAAAUCUCAAAUCAAACAACAAUUCAUAUUGCUUUGAGAUGUCCUUUGAGAUUUUUGUAUUCUUGCAAUUCUGUCCUGAUAAAGUGCAAGACAAAAACUUUUGACAACAGGUCCUUUAUUUCCGGAAAUGAGAAAAUACUAAAAUAAAAUCACUACUGAAGUCUGGCAAUGAUUCACAAUGAAGUAAGUGAGUCUAUAAGUGAUGUGUUUUUACUUUUUUUUGUGUGUUACAUGUAGACUUGAUAUAUAAUAGAAUGACUUUAUGUUCCUGGGUGUGUGUUAGAUGUGCACUGAAUUGUUCCUUUAUUCCUGAAAUAAUGCGUUAGUGUGCAAGUGCCUCAACAUUAGAUAAGUGAAGUCUUAUUUUUCAGUUUUUUAAAAAAAAAUACUGCAUAAGUGUUUUUAAGGCUUGGAUUUCUAUUACAAUUUUUAACAUUUUACUGUGAGUCCUUGUGCCCUUUCUUAUUGCGUUGUGAAAAAAUGAAGGAUGUUAGAUUUUUUAAACGAUUUUAUAUGUAAUUAUAUUUCCACCUCUGGGUUGAUAUGCUAGAUUAUCUUCCUAGAGGAGUAAUCACAAUGCACUCUCCUCCCUUCCCCCUCCACCCCCAAACCACCCUGCCAAAUCAAACAGCUCUUUCUCUUGUCUCCUUGGUAGAUGAAAGUGCUUAAGGACAAUGACUUUCUUCCUGAUUUUUCUACUGUGUUGCUUACCUCAAUGUCUGGGAGAUUAAGUUUCAAUUUUUGGCGAUUUCCAGAACAGUACAGGAGGAUCAGAACUCUUCAAACCCAUUGCCCAUGACUGAUCCUUGCAAUGUUCCUUGAUACAUAGCAAUCCUUGUGUGAAAAAUAGACAUCUAAUCUAAUUCUUCACUUCCUGUCUCUCUCACUUUCCUGAGAGAGAUCUUUUGAAAGCCAAAGCAUUGAAAUCUCCGACUCUGAUGCACCCCUCUGUAUAAACAAGUUGCAAAGCCAAAACUAAAUACCUGGCUGUGAAUUUUGAAAUUUAGUUUUUUUUUGUGUGAAGUGAUUAUUGUUUACCAACAAAAGCUUCCCAUCAGGAAUAAGGUCAGCUGUUUUGUUUCCUCUUCUCACUUAUUAAAAAGAAAUCCAGCUGCUGCUAGAUGACAGCUGGACAACUGUGAGCCUGUGCAGUAGAGGAUGUGUGCACACGUUAAUAUUAAAGAUAUGACUUCUGUUUCUCAACCACUAGUAGUGAGCCUAGAGCCCAUUCCUUAAGUAUAUAUCCUCAACAGUAAUCAUAUAAUGCAAUAAAUGUAAAGUUUAUUUCAAACUAGUACCAUUUUAUAUGAGACAAUAAACCUGUCAUAAAUCUGAAUUUCUGAUUUUUAAUCACAGUUAUUAAUAAACUGGCGUUUGGCUCCA